Coprinopsis cinerea okayama7#130 is the source of this 1033-nucleotide messenger RNA. RefSeq names its product uridine phosphorylase. Gene Ontology annotation, cellular component: cytosol. Gene Ontology annotation, biological process: uridine catabolic process. NCBI's taxonomy places the organism in Eukaryota, Fungi, Basidiomycota, Agaricomycetes, Agaricales, Psathyrellaceae. The transcript has 8 exons. Bases 47 to 1033 code for a protein of 328 amino acids. Gene Ontology annotation, molecular function: uridine phosphorylase activity. The record is from RefSeq and is a predicted model, not a curated record.
CAAAGAUAUUCAUUCGAGUUAGGAGAACAGCCGCCCAAGACAGAAAAUGAAGGAUACAUUGACGGAUGCGAAUUUCCCUCGAACGGAUGAUCUCCGCGUCUAUCACCUGGGAUUGAAGGCAGGGGAGGUGGCCAACAGGAUUAUUACUGUGGGCUCGCCCUCCAGAGCGAAUGGUCUCGCAAGCUUGCUGGACGCGGAACCGAAGCCAUUUGUAUUGUCCUCCGAGCGGGGAUUCUUGACAAUCACUGGGCGAUUUCGAAAUGUCCCUGUCUCUAUUGUCAGUAUUGGAAUGGGCAGUCCCAACAUGGACUUCUUCAUUCGCGAAGUCAGGGAAUGUGUUACAGGAGAUAUGGUAAUCAUAAGGCUGGGCUCUUGCGGUGGUCUUGUCGACAUACCUGUCGGCUCCGUUGUCGUUCCAAAAGCGAGCGUGGCGAUUAACCGGAACGUCGACUUCGAUUUUGUUCAUCCUGAGGACAACCGGGAACCCGCGUAUCGAAUCAGCAAGCCUGUUUCCGCGGAUCCGGAACUCCAUGAGACGGUCCGCAAAGCCGUUCAAGGCGCCAAACCACCUCAAUCCCAGGCCGUCAUUCUCACAGGCACCGUCAAUGCCUCUGCUGACAGCUUCUAUUCGUCUCAAGGCCGCCAGACUUCGUUUCCGGACCACAAUGAGGACUUGAUUGCUCAUCUGCUUCAGUCGAACCCGGAGGCUGCUACACUUGAGAUGGAAACGUUCCAUCUCUUCCAUCUGGCACACUGUUGGAGUGGGCAUUCAGCCAAAAAUAGGCCAUCUGCAACCGCGCCUCUUACGACAGGGCCUGUGAAGCCUGUAAUGUCGCAACGAGAGACGUCAAGCCAGCCGGUGCCAGCACCCGCCAGUCAGGACACGGUGAUCAAAGCAGCAGCGGUCCAGAUGGUGUUCGCGUCUCGAACCUCUCAGGAUUUCAUUAAGCCCAAUGAAGUGUCUGAGACUGAAAGGUGGACGGGACAGGUGUGUUCUCGCAGCCCUCAUUCGCCUGUCGACUUCAGACCCUGA